This is a messenger RNA of Nerophis lumbriciformis (worm pipefish), 4933 nucleotides long. The record is from RefSeq and is a predicted model, not a curated record. Lineage: Eukaryota; Metazoa; Chordata; Actinopteri; Syngnathiformes; Syngnathidae.
CGAGCCCUCCCGACAAUACAGCGGCGUGACGUACCAACAUGGCGGCCGAGGCUGCUGCUUUGAGCAGGCCAGAGGAGAUGAAAAACAUUUAAGAACAAGAAACAUGAAAGCCAGCAAAUACUAAAUCACAACUCCAAAGUCCCAAAGGGGCGACACAAACAGAGGCCGCGUCGGAGGAUGACGUCGGAGUGAGACGUCUGGCAAGUCUCGGGCCAAGCAAAGUGUCAUCCGACGUAAAGAGAGGACGCUCGCCGAGGUUAAAUAGGCUGACUGGAAGAACAAGCUCCGGGGAGAGCGACAAACGGUCAUUUGCCAACCGAGAGAUCACCACUCCUGUUGUGCAGACGACGCGUGAGAAGGUCCCUAAAGAGCAAACGGAAAACCAGCAGUGUCAUGGAUUGAAAGCUGCAGCAGUGACACAUCACGCUGUUGAGGGCUGCACAUCCGUGGGUCAAGUUCCAAUGGAAGCACCGCUGACAGAGCAGCAGCUGGGCCUCCGACAGGCAGAGGAGCGCCUUUGCAGAGACUACAUCCACAGACUUUUACAACCGUCCCCGGAGUACCCAAACUACAAGUACAUAUGCAAGCUCUGUUGUGUGCAUAUUGAGCACAUCCAAGGAGCCCACAAGCACAUAAAAGAGAAGAGACACAAAAAGAACAUACUGGAAAAACAGGAGGAAAAUGAACUGCGCGCCCUCCCACCGCCUUCUGCCUCCCAGCUGAGAGCCAUCGACGCAGCUGUGCUGGAAGCAGCCACGAAACAUGGCAUCUCACUGGAAGACUUUGAGCUUCGGAAGGGGGUCGUCGUUCGAAUGGAGGACAUCAUCAAGAAAGACCUCUCAGCUUGUUCGCUCCGUCUCUACGGUUCCUGUCUUACCCGAUUUGCCUUCAAGACCAGUGAUAUCAACAUUGAUAUCGUCCACCCUUCCACAAUGACACAACCUGAAGUCCUGAUUAGAGCGCUGGAAAUCCUCAAAAACAGCACUGCAUUCACAGACGUCGUCUCAGACUUUCAUGCCAAAGUUCCUACCAUCAUCUGUCGCGAUGUCAGCAGCGACCUGGUGUGCAAAGUGAGUGCAGGCAAUGAUGUCGCUUGUUCCACCACAUUUCACCUGGCAGCCUUGACUCAAAGGGAGCCCAGGUUGGUUCCCCUGGUGUUGGCUUUCCGCUACUGGGCAAGGCUGUGUCACAUCGACUGCCAGGCUGAGGGUGGCAUCCCCCCGUAUUCCUUGGCCCUCAUGGUCAUAUUCUUCUUGCAGCAAAGGAAAGAUCCAAUUCUCCCUGUCUACUUGGGCCAUUGGAUUGAUGGCUUUGAUGUAAAGCACGUGGACGAGUAUCACCUGACAGGAAUUCUCUUGGACAUGUUUGUCCGAUGGGAGUACAGACCUGCGAGCUCCACGGACGGACACGGAGAGAAUCAAAAGGAAGCUACGGGGGAAGGCAGACCCAAACCAGAGCACAACAAAGCGGAUGAAACGCACUAUUCGAACGGCUUGGCCCAGCUCACUUUUGAACUGGUCAAGGAAGUGUCACUGGGACAGCUGUGGGUUGAACUCCUGCGCUUCUACACGCUUGAGUUUGCACUGGAAGAAUACAUCAUCAGCGUGCGAUUGAAAGAGCUUCUCUCUCGGGAAAUGAAGAACUGGCCUCGUCGCAGGCUUGCUAUUGAAGAUCCCUUUGCUCUGAAGAGGAACGUGGCACGCAGCUUGAACAGUCAAAUGGUGUUUGAGUACAUACAGGAGCGCUUCCGUACCGCUUACAAGUACUUCGCCUGCCCCCAGAGAAAAAGCACGGCAGCGCAACAGAAAAGCAAGACGGCUGGCAAGCAAGGGCCCAAGUUGUACCGAGGAGCGAAAAAGGAGGCGGCAUGUCUGAAGAAGACGAAGAGUACUUUUAAGGAUUUAGACGGAACCAGUCGGGCGUCAAAGGAUGGCGACAAUAAAGGCGACUCAGAUCGGUCCAUAAAGAGAAAUGAGAAGACGCUGCACGCCGGCCUCAAGGACAUGGUCCUCCGUGAAGAGGACCGACCUUCCGAACGCCUGUCAAUCACUUCCCUGUCUGCCAACGGCUUAUUGGACAGUGACCAGGAGGAAGAAGAGGGUAAUAACGAGGAGAAGUGUGUUUCCGAAAGAGAGGGGAUCGCGCCGUCGGAAGAGUUUCACUACUUCUUUGAUAAGAUGAUUUUCACUGAUGGGAAGCCCCCAAAUGUGGUGUGCAGUAUUUGCAAGCGAGACGGCCACCUGAAGGACGAGUGUCCGGAUGACUUCAAGAAGAUCGAGUUGACGAAACUGCCUCCGAUGUGUGACGGUUUCAGAGGGAUCCUGGAUGGGCUUUGCAAACUGUGCCACAAUGAGCUGGCGCCUACACAUGUUGAGCAGCAGAAGAGAGAGCAGAUCCUAGGAAGUUUGGAAAUGUUCAUACGGAAGGAAUACAAUGAUAAAGCUCAGUUGUGUUUGUUUGGAUCCUCCAAGAAUGGCUUCGGUUUCCAUGACAGCGACCUCGACAUUUGCAUGACCCUUGAGGGUCAUGAGACUGCAGAGAAGCUGAACUGCAAGGAGAUCAUUGAAUGCCUUGCUAAAGUACUAAAGAAGCACCCAGGUCUGAGGAACAUCUUGCCGAUUACAACUGCAAAAGUGCCUAUAGUGAAGUUUGAACACAAACAGAGUGGUUUGGAGGGAGACAUCAGUCUCUACAACACCUUAGCACAGCAUAACACCAGAAUGCUGGCCUUGUAUGCAGCCUUGGAUCAACGCGUGCAGUUCCUUGGAUAUAUGAUAAAGGUCUUUGCAAAGCGCUGUGAUAUCGGAGAUGCGUCCAGAGGAAGCCUGUCAUCCUAUGCGUACAUCCUGAUGGUGCUCUAUUUUCUGCAGCAAAGGCAGCCUCCAGUCAUCCCGGUCCUGCAGGAGAUCUACGAGGGAACCGAUGUUCCCCAGCGGAUUGUGGAUGGCUGGAAUGCCUUCUUUUUCGAUGACCUUGAUGACUUGCGUCGGCGUCUGUCAGAGCUGGAGCCUAACACAGAGUCUGUGGGUGAGCUCUGGCUGGGGCUCCUGCGCUUCUACACGGAAGAGUUUGACUUCAAAGAGCACGUCAUCAGCAUCCGCCAAACGAAACGCCUGACGACCUUUGAAAAACAGUGGACCAGCAAAUGCAUCGCUAUUGAAGAUCCCUUCGAUUUGAAUCAUAAUCUCGGGGCAGGAGUUUCACGCAAAAUGACAAACUUUAUAAUGAAGGCUUUUAUAAAUGGGAGGAACCUGUUUGGAAUUCCAUUCGACCCAAUCCCUGGCACUGAAGUGGACUAUUUUUUUGACCCGAACGUUCUAACGGAUGGCGAGCUGGCCCCGAACGACAGGUGCUGCAGGAUCUGUGGAAAGAUUGGACAUUACAUGAAGGAUUGUCCAAAGAGACGCAGAAUGAAAAAGAAAGAAAAUGACAAAGAGGACGACGUGAAAGAAGAGGAGCGAGAGCAAAAAGACAGGCGUUGUUUUCAUUGUGGGGACAGUGGUCACGUUCGGAGGGACUGUCCUGAGUACCGCCAUCUGAAGCACAGGACUGCUGGGGUGCCAGCUCCUCACAUGAUUCGCUCUACGGUGAGCUCUCAGUCCAUCCCCAUCGCUCAGGGACCACCGGAAUGCUCUGGAAGGGUCAGGCUACCCUCAGAGAGCUCAAACAGUCGCCAGACUCCGCCGGCAUCAGCGUCUCAAAGUUCCCCCCGAGCCCCGAGUUCCCCCCAGCCCUCCCAGAAUAAACCCAUGUCCUCAGGCCCUCAAAAGCAGGCAGUUCACCCGCAGGUGGCGCUCCCCCUCUUUCCCUUCCCUUCGCCGCACCCUGGCCAGUAUCACCUCGGCCCGCUGGCUGCCCUGGGACCGCUUGCCUCCCACCAGCACCAGUCCCAAGCCCACCAUCACCCGGCGAACAUCCCGUCCACCGCCUGGCCGAUUCACGGACCUGUCCUCAGCGCGGCCACGCCCACCGCCCCCUCGCCACCCAACUUAAAAUUCGCCCUUCGUUCGGCGCCGGGGAGCGCCACCAGCUCCGGUGGCAGCCCCAACCCCGUCAACCUGAACGACCCCAGCAUCAUCUUCGCUCAGCCGGCGGGGAGGCCGCUGGGCAUCGGUGGGCCGGGACGUGACGGACACUGGCUCAACCACCUGGCAUCGUCUGGCUCGCUUCUGGGCAACGGCGCUGUAGUCAAGUCAGAGUUAGGCCACCCAGGCCAGUUUGUGGGGGUGAACCAAGGUUCUCAUCUACUGGAACAAUACAAAACACCGCAGUACACGCUGUCUCCUUCCUGGUCGUACAGAAUGCCCCAGAAUUUCAUCCAGCAGGGCAACGGUCGCUACCCACCCGGCUCCGUGGUGCAUCCCAACCCAUACUUGCCCAUGGUUCCCCACGUUAGACACCCGCUAAAUCUGAAUUUCAUCCAACAGAAGAAAUGAACAUCUGGUUUGUUUUUAUUUCAUUUUUUUAGUCAGUUGAACGACAAAGUCAAAUUGUGUGCCCUUUGCAGCAUUUUAAAUGGAUUGUAUAAUUUUUGUACAUUUUUUAUUGUAUUUUUAGUGUCAUUAUAUUGAUUUGUGAUACAAAUGUAAACUAUUUUAAUUACCCCCAUUUUUGAGGGGGUCCAAAAGUGUUUAGUUUUUUUUAUUUCAUGUAUAAAGUAAGGAUAAAAAAAGUAAAUGUAUUUUUAUUAGCUUCUGUACUUGCUGAGAUGAUGUUGGCUUUGAUAGAUGAUUUUAAAACAAUCUGACAUGUUAUUCUAAUCAUGUAGUGCCAAAAGCAGGGUUUAGCAAGAAAAGGGAAAAAAUACGUAUUUGGAAAAAAAAUUAAAUAAAAUCAGCACAAACUAUCUUGUGUCGUAAUUGACCCUGAAACGGUCUUUUUAUGGGAGAUUGAUUUAAAAUAACAUUUCUGUCUGUAUUUUUUGGGGGGUUUG